This is a messenger RNA of Paralichthys olivaceus (Japanese flounder), 1008 nucleotides long. The record is from RefSeq and is a predicted model, not a curated record. NCBI's taxonomy places the organism in Eukaryota, Metazoa, Chordata, Actinopteri, Pleuronectiformes, Paralichthyidae.
AUCCUCAUCCUCCUCCUCCUCCUCUUCCUCCUCGCGGCGUGAGGUUCACGUGGAGAUCGGAGAUCGUCAUAGCCACGGAGAAACCCCCCCCCCCCCCCCGCCAGUCAGUUCCCGGUAAACUUCGCUCCGUUAGCAUCGUUAGCUUCAACCCGAAACAUGGCUACGCUGGUUCUGGAGGACGGCUCGACGUUCAGGGGCCGCAUGUUCGGAGCCGACGUGUCCGUGUCCGGGGAAGUUGUGUUUCAGACAGGUAUGGUGGGCUACCCCGAGGCUCUGACCGACCCAUCCUACCGCUGCCAGCUGCUGACCCUCACUUACCCCUUGGUUGGCAACUACGGGGUGCCGAAGGACGAGGAUGGAGACUUUGGACUGAGCAAGUGGUUUGAGUCGUCUAAGAUCCACGCCGCAGCUCUGAUUAUCGGAGAGCUGGCGGACAGUCCGAGUCACUGGAGUUCAGUCAAGUCACUGGACCAGUGGCUCAAAGAGCAAGGCAUCCCUGGAAUACAAGGGAUCGACACCCGCCGCCUGACCAAAAGGAUCCGAGAGAAAGGCACCAUGUUGGGGAAGCUGGUGAUGGACGGGACUCCUGAGGACAGUAUUCCCCUGGACAACCCUGACAACAGGAACCUGGUCCAGGAGGUCUCCAUGAAGGAGCCCAGAGUGUUUAACCCCAGUGGUAGUCUGCGAAUCACAGUGGUGGACUGCGGCAUCAAAUACAACCAGAUCCGCUGUCUGGCUGAGAGAGGCGCCCGAGUCACUGUCGUGCCCUGGAACCACCCGUUGGACAGCACAGAAUUUGAUGGUUUGUUCAUCAGUAACGGCCCCGGGGAUCCUCAGCUCUGUCAGGCCACGAUCAAAAACAUGAGGAAGGUCAUCUGCGUGGAUCACCCCAAGCCAGUUUUCGGGAUCUGUCUCGGACACCAGCUGCUCUCUUUGGUCAUCGGAGCGAAGACGUACAAGAUGAAGUCAGUACCUCGAACACGACUCUGUUAAUUGAGACCUAAGGUG